This is a messenger RNA of Lytechinus pictus (painted urchin), 3160 nucleotides long. RefSeq lists its product as uncharacterized. Gene Ontology annotation, biological process: ribosomal small subunit biogenesis. The transcript has 5 exons. The record is from RefSeq and is a predicted model, not a curated record. Gene Ontology annotation, cellular component: nucleolus. Gene Ontology annotation, molecular function: rRNA binding. Lineage: Eukaryota; Metazoa; Echinodermata; Echinoidea; Temnopleuroida; Toxopneustidae. Bases 624 to 1259 code for a protein of 211 amino acids.
ACACACACAGUGUCACAGCCACAGGACACAGGGCCCCGGCGAGCUAUGAAUAGUUACCGAAAGCAUGAUUUGACCAAUAAAUUCAUGUUUAUCAGACAUUAGUUCAUUUAGUUUUAAGCUGUUCAAAUAUUCUCCCCCCCCCCAACAAAUGCUUUCACCACUCAGUCAUAUUCAUAGCAAACCACGCACAAUCAAUGUGUCAUCAACGGUGAUUUAACUCCUGUAUAAUUCCAAUUAAUCUAUCACAAAAUUGUGAAUAUCCCUAUUGAAUAUGUGUGUAUUAGAAUUGCAUGCGUCAGUUAUCGCAUUGGCCUUUUUGCGAGUAAGUGCUUGUUCAAGUCAGUAAAAAAAAAUUGAAAGUUUACCUGAUCUAACUGUUCUUUAAGACCAUUUAGCUGUGGAAUCGGAAGCUGCAUUAGGUCCACUUGCUGUCCUCCUUCAGACAUGGUUACUUCUUUGAUCGCAACUCGUAAAAAAAACUGUAACACUAAGUCAGUACCAAAGUGACUGAAACUGAAAGUGAAACUGUGACUACACUCCCAACUCAACUUCAAAGUUGCAAUCCGCGCACGAGUCGUGAGAGAUGUCUAACUACGAAAGCCGGACAAACUAAACGCACAAAUAUGGCAGAAAACAGUGCUAAAUCCGAAACUGUGAAGUCCAGAAAGGAGCGUAGAAUGCAAUGGUGGAGUGAGCAUCAGCCACAGCAGAAUGAACAAGAUAAACAAGGUGAUUCCACAGGAUCAAGUUCAGCAGCUGUGAAGCCUCCAGUAAAAACAGAGAGUGUGGAUGCCCUGGAAACCCAGGGGAAGAAGUCAGGAAAGACCUCAGGAAAAACCUCAACCAAGAAGUUUUAUGUGCUCUUUGUUGGUCAGAUUCCAUACAGUGCUACAACAGAGGAUAUAACCAAACACUUCUCUAAAGCUGGUGAAUUGAAGUCUGUGAGGUUAGCAACACACAAAGACACUGGUAAAUCUAGAGGAUUUGGCUACAUUGAAUUUAAAAACAACAAAUCAUACAUGAGUGCGUUAGCAAUGCAUUUGAGUAAACUUCACGGGAGACCCAUCAACGUUGAGAUCACCUCUCCAGGACGUGGUACCAGUCUCUUCAGGAAGGAAAACCUGAAGCGUAAGAACGAGGAGAUGGCUCGUUUUCGUGGACUCAAGGAAGGAGACGCUGCAGGUGGCGCUAUGUGCAUACCAUCGUCCAAACCACACCCUGGUAACAAGAAACAGAAGUUCAAUAAAGGCAAGAGGUGACCUUUGAAACGGUGUCGUCAUGGACAAUAGACUCUAUUUGGAAGAAUCAUUGUGGAGUUACGACCUGAGCUGUCAUGGCUUAAGCUGCAUGGUCAUGAAAAUGAUAUUGGAAUUAUCUGCACAUUGAAACUUCAAUGAAUAGCCAAUAUUGGCUAUUGCUUCAGGAAAUAUUUUAAAGAAUGGGGAAUAUUAAUGUUUCAGACAUAAAAUUGAAGUAAAGCAACAUGGCGUAGAACAAAGACAUUAUAAAAAAAGGCUCUGACCCAUUUCUAGAUGAAACCAUAUUGUGCAAAUUUUUUAGAGAUUUAAAAAUCAAAUGAUUCUUUCAGGAAAAUAACUAUUAGAAUACUAAUGUCAACAUCAGAAUUAAUGGCAAGCAGUUAAUAUACAGUGAUGGCCGAAUAUGCGGGAAACCAGUGUGUUGGCUCAGUUGGUAGAGCGUCUGUCUCACAACCAGGAGGUCGGGAAUUUAAAUCCCGGUCGCGUCAGACCAAAAGAUGUUUAAGUAUGUGCUGCUACCCUGUUUGCCGUUUAAUGAUUAAAGGGAUAGAGCCUCAUCGAUAUGGCUGCACAGCAGCUGCCGGGCUCAUGAUUAAUUGGGCAAAGCAAAUUUUCAGAGUAUUUCAUUUCAUGUCUAUUUAAAAAAAUAAAAAUUGGGAUGGAUUUUUUUUUUAAGCGUAGUGAAUGGUUCAAUUAUUUUUAUGUUCUAAAAUGAAUUUGCUUUAAUACAUGUGAAGAGGAAUAAAAUAUUAAAAAUCAUCAAUUAAGUUUUAAUACGACCAUUCAGAACUUUGGACAGGAGUUUGCUCCGUAUUUUUAUCUUCUCAUCAAUUGAUAUGUUUAAUUCCAAAUUUGGAUUGUUGACCAAUCAUAAGGGGUGUUGGCUUCAAUCUAACUCUCCAGGGUCAAAGGGGAAGGGUCACAUUCAGUGGUCAAUCCUAAAAAAACUCCUUCUGAGUCUCUCUUCCAAUUCAUCAUUGUCCAGUGGCAGGCCAAGCGGGGUAGGACACAACACCAUUACAGGAGUAGUAUUUUUUGUAAAGAAUAGUCAGCCCCUCAAAAUCUAUUGUGUCUCAGCCGUCUGGAUCUACCCCAUGAUGUGUUUAUCUCGGCCAAAGCUGCAGAAAAUAUUGAAUGUGAUCAUUGUUUGAUAUUUAUUGAUCAUGGUGGACAUUGUAAUAACUGAUCGUGAUAGUAGGGCUGGUGAAAUUCAAAUCUUGCUAUCAUACAUUACUUGAAGCUUGAUACAAAAUACAUAUAUUGGGAUUCCAGUUCAUGUGUAACAAAGUGUGUUUACCUUCUGGGGGUGUUUCACAUAGAUUUAUGUUUGACUAAUAUUCCUACUUAAAUGUGAACUGAUCAAUGCGGUGAUGCGAUAUACCAGUAUACAACACAUAACUGGGACUGCAUUUUUCAGUCAGACUUAAAUCUUUGUAAAGCACUCCUUAAAUAUCAAAAGUUUUAAGAUUCUUUGCCAGUGUCAAGCCGAGGGUGAAAUGUGGGUCAACUUGGGAGAUUCCAUGGAACAGUGAUUUUCACCCACUAUUGUUAUAAGCUAGCAAAAUCCUUGCAUUUGAUUGGUUCAAAGCAAAUUUGUUGGUGAAUAUGACUAUUUGUUUCAUGGAAAAAACUCCCUAGGUCUCUAAGCAGAGUUUACAAGCAUCAAUAUUUAAUUUCCAUGAAAAGUGAUGGACAAAUCACAACAUGUAACUAUUUUGUAGAAUUCUACUGAACUCAUUCGAGUUGUUGAUUACCAUUCAUGGCUAUUAAACAUUCUUGUGAAUAAUUUGUGAUCUAUCUGUUGAACCAUGUUUCAUGAUAUCUCUAAUCGAUUACGUGAUGUGAUUUACCAGAUGCUACACCAUUCAAAUUAUGUUGCUCGAAAUCCCAUUAAAAAAAUU